Mytilus trossulus (common blue mussel) is the source of this 2873-nucleotide messenger RNA. Its product is annotated as fibroblast growth factor receptor 2-like. Lineage: Eukaryota; Metazoa; Mollusca; Bivalvia; Mytilida; Mytilidae. The record is from RefSeq and is a predicted model, not a curated record. Gene Ontology annotation, biological process: positive regulation of cell population proliferation; positive regulation of kinase activity; multicellular organism development. The transcript is spliced from 14 exons. Bases 1 to 1959 code for a protein of 652 amino acids. Gene Ontology annotation, cellular component: signaling receptor complex; plasma membrane. Gene Ontology annotation, molecular function: fibroblast growth factor receptor activity; ATP binding.
AUGUCUUCGAUUACAGAUUACUGUCGAUUACUUGAAAAAAUGAGUGUAAGCCGUGUCUGUCUGUCUGGCACAGGUCCACCAGUUUUUAAAGAUAAAACCAAUGGAGAGUGGAUUGCCAGACCAGAAAUGUCUACUGUGGAAAUUAAAUGUGUUGCUUGUGGAAAACCAAAACCUACCAUUAAGUGGUAUAAAAACAAGCAAUACAUUGAUCCUGGCAUGAAGGGAGGACACUACCAUAUAAGAAAAUGGAAACUUUCUAUUUUAAAUUUGGAAAAAAUGGACGAAGGACAAUAUACCUGUGUAUUAGAAAAUACACAGGGUAUAUUAAAUUUUACCUUUAAAAUUGAAGUUCUUCAAUUGACAAUAAUGACAAAACCAAUUGGUUUGGGACCAAAUAACCAGACAGUUCAAGCCGGGAGUGAUGCUAGGUUUGAGUGUAAAGUGUUGAGAAAUGACCUACAGCACCAUACACAAUGGUUACAACAAUACACAGUCAAUGGUUCCUAUCGAGACGAUGAAAACCAGCCAUAUGUCAACAUCAUACAGCAAUCCAUGGUGAAUUUAAGUCACCCAGAAAUACUGACAAUAAAGAAUGUAACAAAAGAUAAUGCUGGAUGGUAUGGUUGCUUGAUUUCUAAUCCACUUGGUAGAUAUUACCAGACUGCCUGGCUAACAGUUUUAGAUGAACAAGCAGAAGCAGUAGACAUUAGGUCAGGAGGAACAAACGAUAAAGAGCAAAUAGUAAUCUACAUUAUCGGUGGUGUCGCAUCAGUAGUUGUUCUCUUCCUGUUACUCCUGAUAUUUAAAUGUUAUAGACAUUACAAGAGGGUACAGUCCAGCAAAUAUAGAAAUGUCAAGAGAGUAAUUGUCAUGACACAGAAUGAAAAUUACCAUCCAUACAAAUCUUAUGAUGGUACACAACCAUUUGUUUUACCCACAAUCAGAAUUGAACCUGGUCCAAGAAGACGCUUGUCAUCUGAUUUGACCAUGAUGUCAGAGUAUGAUCUCCCUCUGGACAAACACUGGGAAUUUAGACGGGAACAGUUAUCACUUGGUGAACCUCUUGGGGAAGGAGCAUUUGGUAAAGUUUUUAAAGCAGAAGCUGUUGGUUUAAAUAAAGCUCCAACAACUGCCAUAGCAGUCAAGAUGUUGAAGGAGGAUGCAACCGAUAGAGAAUUGACAGAUUUAAUGCAAGAAAUGGAAGUGAUGAAAUUAAUAGGAUGCCAUGAAAAUAUCAUUAAUUUCCUGGGAUGUUGUACACAAAAUGGGCCAUUAUAUGUAUUGGUUGAACUUGCUCCACAUGGUAACAUGCGAGACUACUUGAGAUCAAGAAGACCACAUAAUUCUGCAGGAUACAAAAAGCAAGAUUUAGAAAAAGGCUCAUUCAAACCAUUAACAGAAAAAGACUUGAUAUCAUAUGCCUACCAGAUAGCCAGAGGAAUGGAAUACCUGGCAUAUAGAAAGUGUAUUCACAGAGAUUUAGCUGCAAGAAAUGUGUUAGUUACUGAAGAUGUAAUUAAAAUAGCAGAUUUUGGUUUGACCAGAAAUCUUACCAAUGUGGAUUAUUACAGAAAGACUGGAGAUGGUCGACUACCUGUGAAAUGGAUGGCUCCAGAGGCAUUAUUUGACAGAAAAUAUACUUCCAAGAGUGAUGUUUGGUCUUAUGGAGUAUUGUUGUGGGAGAUAUUUACACUAGGAGGGAAUCCUUAUCCAUCUGUACCUGUGGAAAGAUUAUUUGAACUUUUAAAAGAAGGUCAUAGAAUGGGCAGACCUCCAUAUGCUUCAGAAAAAAUUAAUAAAACGAUGCAGUCCUGUUGGCAUGAGAAUCCAUCAGGGCGACCAUCUUUCAAUAACCUUGUUAUUGAUUUUAAUCAAAUGUUGACCUCUAUGGACAACAGAGGUGAAGUAUAUCUAAAUCUAGAUGAAUGUAACAGUAUACAUCCCAUCAUAUCAUCAUGAUCAUAGUCUCUCUCAUGUACAAGGCAUUCACUGACAACUGUGUUUUAUACUUAUAGGCAGUGAUUGUUUCAUUAUCUCAAUCAUCUAGAUCGUCUUCCACAUAUUGAAUUAUACUUGACUUAAUUGUUCAAAGAAGACAACCAUGCAUCUUAUUCAAUCUCAUGUUUUUACAACAAGUGCUAUAGUGAACAAAUAAAAAGUUUUUGUUGCUCUAAUGUGCAACCUCAUUGACACCAAAGACAAAGAAAUACUAUUAGAAAUCCAGUGUCUGUGAUUUUUUUUUUUGUGAUUUGUGUUGACAAGGAUUAAUAUGUUUAAUCAUGUAAAGUACAGGAACUUAUUUCAAGUCAUUUUUUAAAUGGAAAUGUCCAAAGUUUUUGAUGGCAAUUUAUAUCAAUUGUGACGAAAAUGCGUUCAAAUGACGACAAACGAACUUCAAAUUGUGAUCUUUUGAGAAAUAAUGAAAUUCAAAUGCGAACUGUCCGGGAGUAUUAAACAAAUUAUUUAGAUCAAAUGACGAAACUAUACGUCUGGUUGUUGAAAUGCCAACUGACUAUUUUUACAGCAAAAAUGUUGUUUUAUAGUUAUGAUCUGUAAAAUUUUCAUCAUUUUUCCACAUUUUCUAUAUUAAAUUUUACAACAAAAUUAAGCUAACAAUACACAGGAUUGUCAAUAUAGUUUUUUCUGUUUUAUCAUUCUGAAAGUAGAAAUUGUGCAGGCACAAUACUGUUUUUUAUUGGCUCAUGCUUUGCAUCAUUAUACACUAUUUUAUAUAUGAUUUUGGUUAUACUGUUGAAUUACUUUAGUAUACAUUUCAAUGAAUACAAAUUUUGAUUAUUUAGAAGAAUGAAAAUAAGUGAACUUGGACCUGUGUAUGCAAAAAAAUGAACGCUCUAAUUAAAAAGAUAAUUAAG